This is a messenger RNA of Fukomys damarensis (Damara mole-rat), 2102 nucleotides long. It is a transcript of the gene Akr1d1, whose product is annotated as aldo-keto reductase family 1 member D1. Gene Ontology annotation, molecular function: steroid dehydrogenase activity; ketosteroid monooxygenase activity; Delta4-3-oxosteroid 5beta-reductase activity. Gene Ontology annotation, cellular component: cytosol. Gene Ontology annotation, biological process: bile acid biosynthetic process. The transcript is spliced from 9 exons. NCBI's taxonomy places the organism in Eukaryota, Metazoa, Chordata, Mammalia, Rodentia, Bathyergidae. The record is from RefSeq and is a predicted model, not a curated record. Bases 71 to 1051 code for a protein of 326 amino acids.
UUAGAUUCUUCAGUAGUGUUCCAAGGCACGCACUACUUAGGGAGCUGAUACCUCUGAUCGUCUCUCCGAGAUGAAUCUCACUGCUACAAGCCACAAAGUACCUCUAAAUGACGGAAACAGUAUUCCUAUAAUCGGACUGGGUACCUACUUAGAUCCUGGAACAGAAUCUCAGAACACCUGCUUGGAAGCAGUGAAAAUGGCCAUUGACAUGGGGUAUAGACAUAUUGAUGGGGCUUACCUCUACAGAAAUGAGCACGAAGUAGGACUGGCCAUCAGAGAGAAGAUAGCAGAAGGAAAGGUGAAGAGAGAGGAUAUUUUCUACUGUGGGAAGCUGUGGGCUACAUGCUUUGACCCAGAGAUGGUCCGCCCAACCCUGGAGAGGACACUGCAGGAACUCCAGCUAGAUUAUGUGGACCUUUACAUCAUCGAAAUGCCCAUGGGCCUUAGGCCAGGAAAUGAAUUCUAUCCUAGAGAUAAGAACGGGAAAUGGUUAUAUCACAAAACAGAUUUUUGUGCCACUUGGGAGGCCUUGGAAGCUUGCAAAGAUGCUGGCUUGGUGAAAUCUCUUGGAGUCUCUAAUUUUAACCGCAGACAGCUGGAACUCAUCCUGGACAAACCAGGACUCAAACACAAGCCGGUUUCCAACCAGGUUGAGUGCCAUCCAUAUUUCACCCAGCCAAAGCUCUUGAAAUUUUGCCAACAACAUGACAUUGUCAUUGUUGCACAUAGCCCUUUGGGGACUGCUAGGAAUCCAAAUUGGGUGAAUAUAUCUGUUCCACCUUUGCUAGAGGAUGCAUUUUUAAACUCAGUGGCAAAAAAGUACAAUAAGACAGCAGCUCAAAUUGCUUUACGUUUCAACAUCCAACGAGGGGUGAUUGUUAUUCCUAAAAGCUUUAACCCUCAAAGAAUCAAAGAAAACUUUCAGAUCUUUGACUUUGCUCUCACUGAAGAAGAAAUGACAAACAUUGAAGCCUUGAAUAAAAAUAUCCGCUUAGUGGAGCUGCUUAUGUGGAGUGAUCAUCCUGAUUACCCGUUUUCUGAUGAAUAUUGACUUCAGAGAAUUUGAUUUUUCUCUCUACAUAGUUUGAUUUAAACUGGGUAGUUCCCACAGAAGUGGAAACAAAAAGGGUUUUACUAUCUUCAGAGGACUUAGUGAGAGAAAAAUGCCACACUUAACUUUUAUAUAGUGAAAGUGGCCUCUACUUAUGAUGUCCUUUACGGUGGACCACUACAGUGCUGAAGAUUGACUCACUAAAGUCAGCCAUACAAGUAUUCCAUGUCUGUGUGACCAACUCUAGUAAGAACACUGGACCUCAAUCACUGCUGGGAUAAUUAAACACUGCUUAUACAACUCUGUUGGAAGAAAAUAACCAGAAGUUUGUGCCUGGUCACCUUCCUUGACACUACCCUAUUCUCCUUUUAGUGUGGCUAAUAUUAACCUGUAUCAUUUUACUAUAAUAAAUGAUAGCUAUGAAUGUUACAGAUUUCCUUGAUUUUAUGGGCACUUCCAGUAAAUCAUUGAACCUGAGGAUGGUCUUGGGGACUCCUUACCACAUAUAUACUUAAAAGAAAAUCAAACAAAAUGCAAGAACUUCUCUGGGAACUAGGUAAUUCUUGAACAAUCCUGCUAAACUAAUAGUUCCCAAAUUUUUUGGCACCAGAGACUAGUUUUUUGGAAGACAAAUUUUUCAUGGUCAGGGCAGUAGUUUGGGGAUGGUUCAAUCACAUUAUAAUUAUUGUGCACCUUAUUUCUAUUAUUUAUUACAUUAUGAUACAUAAUAAAUAAUUAUACAACUCAUCAUAAAGCAGAAUCAGUGGGAGCCCUGAGCUUGUUUUCCUGCAACUAGAUGUUCCUGCCUGGGGGUGAUGGGAAACAGUGACACUUGAAAUGUGUUGUUUGUGUCCAGCCUACUCUACUUGUUUUGGUUGGUGUCACUACAGAAAACCCUGCUUCACAAAGAUAGGAUGUUGGAAAUGGAGGCAGGUUUUUCAGUGCUUUUGUUGCUGUAAGAGCCUGACUGAACCACAGCGACUCCAUGUUGACGAGCAAAUGACUUAGAGACUGUCACCCCCCCAUCCCUUAUAGGAUAACUAAUGAUUAA